This is a messenger RNA of Danaus chrysippus (African queen), 1719 nucleotides long. The record is from the annotation of a GenBank genome assembly. Lineage: Eukaryota; Metazoa; Arthropoda; Insecta; Lepidoptera; Nymphalidae.
AUGAUAUUGAACGAUUUAAAUGGAGAUCAACACACGAAGGAUAAGAAAGGAGAUGAGAAAAUUAAGAGCAAUGACAGCGAUGCUCUGGAAAAUAUUCUGGUACACAUAGGACAGUUCGGACGCUACCAGAAGCUGUUGUUCCUGGGGAUGUUACCCGUGGGGGUGUUUUUCGCCUUCGUAUAUUUCGUCCAAAUGUUCAUAGCCGCUACCCCCCAACGGCACUGGUGUAAAGUUCCAGAACUAAAUCAUUUAGAUCCAGAGCUGAGACGGAAUUUAACAGCUCCUCCACCAAGUAUUGAUGGUGAGGAAUGGAACCGCUGCUUCAUGUAUGAUGCCAACUGGACCGAAGUUUUAAUGAACAACAGAACCGAUCCCGGGACACCCAUCACCGCUUGCAAGAACGGCUGGGAGUUCGAGCUAAAAGAUAUACCUUACCACACUGUAGUUAGCGAGCGCGGCUGGGUGUGUGAUAACUCCGGCUACACUCCCUUCACACAGACUGUUUUCUUCAUCGGCUCCUUCUUUGGAGGUUUAUUCUUUGGAUGGGUGUCCGACUACUUUGGAAGGGUGCCAGCUUUGUUUGGUUCCAACUUAAUGGCGUUGGUCGGUGGUAUAGCAACAAUAUACACUACGGAGAUAUGGGACUUCGCGUUCUGUCGAUUCAUCGUCGGAACUGCCUACGACACUUGCUUCAUGGCCAUGUAUAUUUUAGUGAUGGAGUACACUGGUCCUAAAUACAGGACAUGGGCAGCGAAUAUGUCGAUCGCUCUGUUUUUCGGUGGGGGCUGCCUCAUCCUCCCCUGGGUGGCACUUUGGGUAUCAGACUGGAGAACACUUCUUUGGGUCACUUCACUGCCCAUGUUGCUGGUCGUAGUUGUGCCUUUCACUGUACCUGAGAGCGCUAGAUGGCUCUCAUCUCGGGGGCGCGUUAAUGACGCUGUGAAAGUUCUGAGAAGAUUCGAAACAGUCAAUGGAAGGAAAAUACCUGAUGACGUCAUGGACGAGUUUAUUGUAUCAGCCAGUCAGACUCGUCGUACAAAAGAGUCUAUAAUGGAUGUAUUCAAGAGUUCAGCUUUACGUGGUCUCCUCGCUCGUAUGGUAAUUGUAUACAUGACAUGUGCCUUGGUCUUCGACGGGCUGGUCCGUAUGUCGGAAGGCCUCGGCUUGGACUUUUUCGUGACCUUCACUUUGACCUCUGCCACCGAGAUACCUUCAGUCAUGCUGUUAGCCUUAGUACUGGACAGGUUCGGUCGUCGUGUUCUGACCGCCGUCCCGCUCUUGGUAUCUGGAACGCUGAUACUCAUUGCUACUGUUGUACCUAGAGGUAUACCUCAAGUGUCCCUGGCUAUCAUGGCCCGGUUCAUGAUCAACAUGGCGUACAACGCGGCCAUCCAGUGGUCGGCGGAGCUGAUGCCGACCCCCGUGCGAGGGUCCGCCUCCUCCUUCAUACACGUCAUGGGAUACGUCUCCACGCUCGUCUCACCAUUCGUCGUGUACUCGGAGCGAGCGUGGAAGUUACUGCCGCUUAUCAUUCUGGGAGCAUUGUCUCUGGUGGCGAGUGGAGUUUCUUUGAUGGUGCCGGAGACUAACGGCCGGCCGAUGCCACAAACAAUAGAAGAAGGAGAACAAGUUGUACGAAGCUACACACUUUGCGGAAAAGUCGAAGAUUCAGAAGUAACUUCAGAACAAAACGAGAAAGAGAAGGCUCUCAUCACUUAG